Molecule: messenger RNA, 1098 nt
Organism: Nylanderia fulva
Lineage: Eukaryota; Metazoa; Arthropoda; Insecta; Hymenoptera; Formicidae
Source: RefSeq, a predicted model, not a curated record
UGUACGUAUAUACAUAUAUGUAUACAUAUGUACGUGAUUUUUGCAUAUACUAGACAACAAUCGUGUACUUCGCGCACUCCUUCGAUAUUUCUAUUGUUUAUUUUACAACUGUCCAAUUAUUGUGAUAAUUAUUAAAUAAUAUAUAAGUUCCUUAAUUUUCAACUCGUUAUAUUACUCAUUAAAUUAAUACAAAUCAUAAAUGAGUUUAAGGUUUUUUAUUAUACAAGCAAAGGAUGUAAAAAAUUAUAUAGGAUUUGCGUUAAAUGUUAUAAUAAAUAAAUAAGUAACUUCAAAGCAAACAUACAUAUCGAUAUACUAUCGAUAAAAUUUUUUUUGAUGUUCAAAUUAUUUAUCCAUUUUGUGUUGUUUCAAACUUCUAGUUAAAACUAUAUGGAAAAUGCAAUUGAAAAGAUAUUAAGUAGAUUUUCUGCUUUUAUAUAGAAAACAAAUUUUAUGAAUUUGCGAAGUUAAUAAUAGUGCAUAAUAUUCUUAAUAUCAUAUUCUUGUGUAUAAUUUUAAUAUGUAAAAAACCUAAUGAUUCGCAUAACCGAACCAAUAAGAAAAAGUGUUUUAGACGUGAUACAAUACAAUCUUCGCGCUGUAGAUUGUAAAACUUACAUUACACGAGUUAUUUACUUCGGAGAAUAUCAUGGAGCACAUGAAGUUUUGCGAAAAAGAAUGGAACAUAUUAUACACGAUUUACAUAUGGAUUAUAAUGACGUGCCUAUAACGGGAUUAUUUCUUGUUUAUCCAACAUGUUAUAUACACGUAUUAGAGCGAAUCGACGUUCAAGACGUGCUGUGGCAUUUAGGAGAUAAAGCGGCCCAAUACCUGCCUGAAAGCACAGUCCUCGAAUUUCUCUUGAGUGUAAAUUCACCUGUUCUGAAAACUAUCGAGGAAUAUCUGCAAAUGUAUUCCGAUGUGUCGCCCAGCGCGUUUUGGGACGAUAAUAAUGUAUGGCCACCGCCUUGCGAUAUCAUGCCACGCGACGUGUUCGACGAACAUGGUCAUCGAAAGAUUUCAUAUCAUCUGAACAGCGAAAAAUAAACGUGCUCUGAAAGUCAACAAGGUGUGAGAAAUAAUGAUAAAUUAUUUUUU